AUGUAUCUUUCACAAGUAUUAGUUUGCUACUUUUUGUUAAUCCUUUUCAUUCUGCGUGUUAAUAUUGAAUGUCAUGAAACCAUUGCAACAGUUGGUGGAAGUAUUGGAAACUCUUUCCAUUCCUUUGAUUUUCCCUUGAAAGCUGGUUAUGGAGGAAUACAUGUGGUGAAAACACAUGCCAAUGCUGAACCUAUUAUUUUCGUGUCUGAUGUGAGUUUGUGUACUGUCAGAAGAAUUCAAGGCAAUUACAGUGAAGUGAUUGCUGGCACUGGAAUAUGUGGACGAGAUGUUGACAGUCCAGAUGACUCAUUAGCUAUUGAAACUAGAUUGAUUAGACCACAAGGACUCUAUUUUAAUGCAUCAACCAAUUGUCUUUACAUCUUGGAUGAGUUUUGCAUCAGAGUUUUGGACUUGACAUCUGGUUAUAUUUCAAAGUUGACUUUGACAUAUAAAACCAAAGAUGAAACGUAUGGUUUGGGAGUCCAAAUGACAAAGUUUAAUGCAGAUUAUUAUAUUGCUGAUGCAUAUGCCAAUUUCAUUUGGAAAUUAGAAUUGACACAAGUAAGAGAUGUUGCAAUUUGCUCAAUUGUAAUGGGAAAUAAUAAGGUUGUUAAUAUUGACCAUUGUUUAGGAAAUAUUCCAACAGAUUGUAAGCUAAAUGAUCCAAGAGGUGUCACUUUUUCUCCUAAUGGGUUAAUGACAGUGGCAGAUACUGGAAAUAGAAGAAUAUUACAAAUAGAUAUGAAUGGUUAUGUAAAGAAACUGUCAAUUAAUGGUGCACCAGUUAAUAUGAGACCAACUCAAGUGGAAUAUAUUGAAAAUAACAUGUUAAUUGCCAACGAUGACAGUUAUUUGUUAAUGUAUACUGAACCUUAUCCUGUUAAGAGAUUACAUUCAAGCAAGAAUGGAGUGAGUUUCUUUUCUCUGAUUUGCAAUGAGAAUUGUCAAGUGUAUUAUCUUACUGACUGUAGAAAACCCUACACAGAAAUUGCACUAUUAUCUGUUCAUGGAACCAGCUCAGUUACACAAGAUCAGGUUAUUGCUGGUCAUCUUCCUUACCAAUUACAACCAAAAAUGGAAGCAACAAGUUAUUAUUUGGAAGAGGUUGGUGCCAUAUGGUUCUCUAAUGAUUAUGAAGUAUACUUUCCAGCAUUUUCUUCAGUAGUAUUGAAGGUUAAUCUUACUUCUGGAUUGAUGAAUAUUGUUGCUGGAGUUUUCAAGCAGCUAGGGUACACUCAUGACCACAUCCCAGCUAAUCAAAGUUUGUUAUCAAAUCCCAGUUCUGUAAUUGUGUUGAAAGGAGGAGAGAUUAUCAUUGCUGACACCAAUAAUAAUAGAAUUAGAAUGGUUGACAGAAAUGGAAUUAUCACCACCCUAGUAGGUACAGGAAUUGUAGAAACAAUUAUUAAGCAAGGGUUUGGUGGAGAUGGUGGACCAGCUUCUCAUUGUUUGUUGAAUAGACCUAUGGGUUUAGCUCUACCGCCUAAAUGCAUGGAAGGCGAGUUUCUAUUUGAUAUUGCAGAUACAUGGAAUAAUAGAGUUAGAAGAGUUUACAAUGACUUUACAAUUCAAACAAUUAUCCAAGCACCAAAUCAAGUACAAUUUUUGCCACAACAAUUGAUUUAUGGACCAUCUUGCGAUUUGUACAUUGCUUGCACUCUUGAAAAUCAAAUUUUCAAGUACUCUUCUAGUGAGGGUUUUGUUUUAAUUGCAGGAAAUGGAAAAGUUGGAUAUACUGGAGAUUAUGGACCAGCAAUUUAUGCACGACUUAAUAAUCCAAAGGCAAUAGCAGUCAACAAAUUUGGUGAAGUUUAUAUUGCAGAUUCGUUUAAUAAGGUUGUAAGGAAAAUAUUUAGUAAUGAAACAAUUGUAACACUCAUUGGAAAUGAUGAGAUGAUGGGUGAACUCUCAGGAGUGGCAAUUACAUCCAAUGGUAAUCUUAUUUACUCAGAUUCAUCAAGAUUGAGAAUUUUGUCAAAUGGAAAUCCUGGAACUUGUAUUGACAGAUUAAGGGAAACUUGUCAUUUUCAUGGUGAUUGUAUUCGAGGUGUUUGUGAAUGUGACAGUGGAUGGCAAGGAGAUUCAAUGUGUGGCACCUUUUCUUGUGAAAGAAACUGCUCUGGUCAUGGCACUUGCAUUUCGAAUAGUACUUGUUCUUGUGAAUCAGGUUGGAGAGGAACCAGCACUUGUUCUGCCAUUUCAUGUGAUGGCCUCCAUAAUUGCAGUGGUCACGGAAUGUGUUCCUCCAAUAACUCAUGCACAUGUGACCCAGGUUGGAAUGGUUCUUUAAAUUGUUCUAUAUUUUCAUGUGAUGGCUUAUUUGCAAAUUGCAGUAAUCAUGGAAUUUGUGUUCUCAACAAUACUUGUGCUUGUGAAAAUGGUUUUUCAGGAGCUCAAUGUGGAACACCUUACGCUGCAAUUGUUGGAGCUGUGAGUGGUGGAGUUGUGUUGUGCAUCCUGUUAGUUAUUUGUGUUGUCUUGUUGGUCAUUGGAAUUUUAAGAUACAGGAGGAAGAAAUCAUACCAUAGCAUUCCUGAAAUCAAUUAG
Molecule: messenger RNA, 2547 nt
Organism: Naegleria gruberi
Lineage: Eukaryota; Heterolobosea; Eutetramitea; Acrasida; Naegleriidae
Exons: 4
Coding region: 1-2547 (848 amino acids)
Molecular function (GO): protein binding
Source: RefSeq, a predicted model, not a curated record